Molecule: messenger RNA, 4258 nt
Organism: Myxocyprinus asiaticus (Chinese sucker)
Lineage: Eukaryota; Metazoa; Chordata; Actinopteri; Cypriniformes; Catostomidae
Product: zinc finger protein 271-like
Exons: 3
Coding region: 194-3220 (1008 amino acids)
Biological process (GO): regulation of transcription by RNA polymerase II
Molecular function (GO): DNA-binding transcription factor activity, RNA polymerase II-specific; RNA polymerase II cis-regulatory region sequence-specific DNA binding
Source: RefSeq, a predicted model, not a curated record
UGCCUUGUUCAUGUGUUCGGGGUCUGUGGAAUAAAAGACAAAGUUAAUUCCCCUCUGUCUCAUAUGUGAGCUGCAUCCAAGAAUAUUACAGACUGAGGGGAAUAUAAGUGAAGAAGUGAUGUAACUUUAAUUGUGCUUCUUUUUUUUUUUUUUCAUUUUGGAGCCUGACAGUCUCCUUUUUAACAAAUGUUUUAUGAAAAUGUGCAGCAAGGAUAUAAGUUUGCCUUUUGUGUUCACCAUAGGCGAGAAAGUCAUACAGGUUUGGAACAACAUGAUGAUGUUCAUCAUGAGAGAGCAGGUGGAUGUGAUUCACGCUGGAGAACAGCAGAUGCUGCAGACACCAGUGAAGAUUGAAGUGAAGCAGGAGGAGAUAAAAGAAGAAAACACAGCAGCGGAACAACAGAGUGAUGAAGAUGAGGAUGAAACCAAAGCAGAGGAACAACAGAGUGAUGAAGAUGAUGAUGAAACCGCAACAGAAGAACAACAGAGUGAUGAAGAUGAUGAUGAACAGCAGACACCAGUGAAGAUGUGUUCAGUGAAGCUGCUGGACUGCAGGAACCUGAUGAAGAUGAGAGGAAAAACCACAGCAGAGGAAGAACAGAGUGAUGAAGAUGAUGAUGAUUUUAUUCCAGCAGAGCUGAACGAAGUGGAGGAGGAACAGCAUGAUUUCAUAACUGGAGAAAAAUCUUUAAGUGGCUCAAAGACAGAAGACAAUCUCUCACCUAAAAAGCCUCGAAGAACAGCCAAGAAAGCUUUCACCUGCUCUCAAUGUGGAAAUUGGUUUACACAUAAAAGAGAUCUUAGUAAACACAUGAGAGUUCAUACUGGAGAGAAACCUUACACAUGCUAUCAGUGUGGAAAAAGUUUUGCAUAUGCAACAAAUCUCAAGAGUCAUCUCUUUUGUCACUCUGGAGAAAAGUCAUUUGAAUGUGACAAGUGUGGUAAAACAUUUGUUCUGGCACAGUACCUAAAACAACAUCUGAAAACUCAGACAAAUGAGAAGCCUUACAAGUGUUCUUCUUGUGGAAAGAGUUUUACACGCCUGUUCUAUUUGAAACAGCACCAGAAAAUACAUACUGGUGUGGCAGCUCACAUGUGCUUUGAAUGUGAAAAGACCUUUAUUACAGCUGGCAUCUUGAAACGGCACCAAAUAAUUCAUACUGGAGAAAAACCUUUCAAGUGCUCACACUGUAAAAAAAGUUUCACUCAGUCACAAGACCAGAAAACACAUGAGAGAACUCAUACUGGAGAGAAACCUUAUAAGUGCUCACACUGUGGAAAGAGUUUCACUAAGUCAGUACACCUGAAAACACAUGAGAGAACUCAUACUGGAGAGAAACCUUACAAGUGCUCACACUGUGGAAAGAGUUUCACUCAGUCAGAACACCUGAAAACACAUGAGAGAACUCAUACUGGAGAGAAACCUUAUAAGUGCUCACACUGUGGAAAGAGUUUCACUAAGUCAGUAAACCUGAAAACACAUGAGAGAAUUCAUACUGGAGAGAAACCAUACAAGUGCUCACACUGUGGAAAGAGUUUCACUAAGUCACAUCACCUGAAAACUCAUGAGAGAUUUCAUACUGGAGAGAAACCUUACAAGUGCUCACACUGUGAAAAGAGUUUCACUCAGUCAGAAAUCCUGAAAACGCACGAGAGAAUUCAUACUGGAGAGAAACCAUACAAGUGUUCACACUGUGAAAAGAGUUUCACUCAGUCACAUCACCUGAAAACACACGAGAGAAUUCAUACAGGAGAGAAACCAUACAAGUGUUCACACUGUGAAAAGAGUUUCACUAAGUCAGUAAACCUGAAAACACACGAGAGAAUUCAUACAGGAGAGAAACCUUACAAGUGCUCACACUGUGGAAAGAGUUUCACUAAGUCACAUCACCUGAAAACACACGAGAGAUUUCAUACUGGAGAGAAGCCUUACAAGUGCUCACACUGUGGAAAGAGUUUCACUCGGUCAGUAAACCUGAAAACACAUGAGAGAAUUCAUACAGGAGAGAAACCAUACAAGUGUUCAAACUGUGAAAAGAGUUUCACUCAGUCAGAAAUCCUGAAAAGACACGAGAGGUUUCAUACUGGAGAAAAACUUUACACGUGCCAUCAGUGUGGAAAAAGUUUUGCAUAUGCAACCAAUCUCAAGAGUCAUCUCUUUUGUCACUCUGGAGAAAAGUCAUUUGAAUGUGAUCAGUGUGGUAAAACAUUUGUUCUGGCACAGUACCUAAAACAACAUUUGAAAACUCACACAAAUGAGAAGACUUACAAGUGUUCUUCUUGUGGAAAGAGUUUUACACGCCUGUUCUAUUUGAAAGAGCACCAGAAAAUACAUACUGGUGUGGCGGCUCAUAUGUGCUUUGAAUGUGGGAAGACCUUUACUACAGCCAGCAGCUUGCAACGGCACCAAAUAAUUCAUACUGGAGAAAAACCUUACAGGUGCUCACACUGUGAAAAGAGUUUCACUCUGUCACAAGACCUGAAAAAACACGAGAGAAUUCAUACUGGAGAGAAACCAUACAAGUGCUCACACUGUGAAAAGAGUUUCACUCUGUCACAUCACCUGAAAACACACGAGAGAAUUCAUACUGGAGAGAAACCAUACAAGUGCUCACACUGUGAAAAGAGUUUCACUCGGUCAGAAACACUGAAAACACACAAGAGAUUUCAUACUGGAGAGAAACCUUACAAGUGCUCACAUUGUGGAAAGAGUUUCACUCGGUCAGAAACACUGAAAACACACGAGAGAAUUCAUACUGGAGAGAAACCAUACAAGUGCUCACACUGUGAAAAGAGUUUCACUCGGUCAAAAAAACUGAAAACACAUGAGAGAAUUCAUACAGGAGAGAAACCAUACAAGUGCUCACACUGUGGAAAGAGUUUCACUCAGUCAGAACAACUAAAAACUCACGAGAGAUUUCAUACUGGAGAAAAACCUUACAAUUGCUCACAUUGUGGAAAGAGUUUCACUCGGUCAGAAACACUGAAAACACACAAGAGAAUUCAUACAGGAGAGAAACCUUACAAGUGCUCACACUGUGGAAAAAGUUUCACUCAGUCAAAAAAACUGAAAACACACGAGAGAAUUCAUACAGGAGAGAAACCAUACAAGUGCUCACACUGUGGAAAGAGUUUCACUCAGUCACAUCACCUGAAAAUGCACAAGAGAAUUCAUACUGGAGAGAAACCUUACCACUCAGGGCCUGAAAUUCAUUUCUGAAAAUGAGGAUGGAAUUCCCCCCUUAAGGCCUCAAUAUACUUCCUACAAAAUGAAAAAAUGAAUGGGUGUGACAUCAUUUAGAACAAAAUUUUAUUUUGUUUUUGCAUUCGUUGCGGUGGUUUGUAACAGCUCGCUGGGGUGAACUUUUAGGAAAACAUUUUAACAGCUGCUAAACACCUUCUUACUGCCGUUGGUCCACGUCAUCGGUAGGUGUGACCUGGAGCUCCAGCUACCUUGAUGCCGAUGGGUAAUUUUAUUUAUGUUGUUCAGUGAGUCAAAAUCAGUCAACAUGAACACAUUGAUGUGCAGAGUUAUUCGCAAGCUGGUGCAAAUGUACCUACAUCUGUACGACUGUUCGCUUAGAGACAUUUUCCAAGACCAAGUCACUUUUCUCAAUUCCUGUAUAGGUCAGAUAGAACCAAGGUCAGAAAUCAACUUUUCCAUUAAGGGGCAAUAUUUUAUUUCCAUUGGGAUUUUGUACCUUUACAAGGGCAAUUUUUUCUAUUCUAACCUUAUAAAAUGACUGUGUCAUCCUUUUAUGUUAUAAUUUAAACAGUUAUUUAAAUUUGAAAAGUGGUAUGUUUCAAUAAUUACAAAAUUGCAUGAUCUGUACAUUGCGUAUGUGCAUUGUUACUGAAACUUUCUUUUUCUCAUUCACAUAUUUCCAAAUAUUUUGGCUAAUAGAUUAUCAUAGCCUACAAAACUAAUGCACCGACAUAGAGGAGGUGGUGACUGUAUUUCUCCAGAUUUGGAAUGAGGAGCUUAAAAAGAACAUAGCAACUCUUUUAUUAAUAAUGUUCAAAGUGGGCUCACAUUGACUGAUUCAAUCACAAUGGAGAUUAAUUUGUUUAUAGAAUACUUCAGAUGUAAUGAAAUGUCAAAUGUGAUUGAAAUAAACAAGAAAUUAUGCAUCCUUAAGUAUUAUCUUAAUUUGUUACUCAAAAAAUCAUCAUGCUGUCUCAAAAGUAUUUGCCUAAGUUGUCAAAUUGUGCCCUAUAACUAUUGCCCUGGUAUCUACACUAUCAAUACAACCCCUGA